AUGCCUCCACCGACAAGGUACAAUCCCGAAUCCCCCGACGAGUGCAGCGCACCGGCCCUCCCAUCAGCCGCAAGGGUCCGUGUCUCGCGGCACACCAUCCUCCAGCCGCCCCUCUCUCGCCGCGGCACCGGCCCCGGCCUCAUCAUCGUCCAGCACGCCAUCGACGUCCUCACGGACGCUGUCAAGGCGACCGACUCGCUGUCGCUGGAUCCGGAGCCUGUCCAGAAAUGGGCCGAGGAAGGCUUUGCGGUCGCAGCCGUCACGCUCCCCCGCGGGGCGGAAAAUGGCGACUUUACGGAUGAGCUCAUUGCCGCGGCUGCGGCGCUCAAGGCGCACAACUCGGUCACGGGCAAAGACGGGCUCGGGUUCGUGAUUUAUACUGUAGACGGCGCCGAGAUCAUCAGCGGUCUGCUGCCGGAGCUGAGGCGCCGCGGUGUUGUCUGCGCGCUUGGGUACGGAUCCGUGUCGAAGCCGCCGCAUCAUUCCGAGACGCCGCUCUACAUCCACAUGGCGGCAGAAAAAGACUCGCCUGCCGCGGUAUCUGUAAAGCCUAGCGUGACUGUCGCGACGUAUCCCAACGUUGAAGACUUUUUCUUUGAUCCUCGUGUCGGCACGUACAAUGCCGCCGCCGCGGCGAUUGCGCAUACGAGGAGCUUGGUGUUUCUGAGAAAGCACCUCGGCGGCCCGCAUUUCGAUCUAGAAGCGAUCUGGGAGGAGCAUACCUACUGGGAGUUUGAGAAGCGCAGUGUUGCCCAGACUAUGGCGACCAUGGUUGCCGAACCAUAUGUCAACCAUGUGCCCACUAUGACUGGAGGCAUGGGACGCGAGAAGCUCACGUCCUUUUACCGAGAUCACUUCAUCUUCUGCAAUCCUCCAGACGUGGUGCUGAAUCCCAUAUCUCGCACCGUAGGACCAGACCGCGUAGUAGACGAGUUCAUAUUUACCUGCACACACACUACUCGCAUACCGUGGCUUCUUCCCAACGUGCCGCCCACCAACGCAAAGCUCUCCGUGCCCAUGGUUGCAGUUGUCAAUGUCCGUGGCGACCGCCUCUACCACGAGCACAUAUGGUGGGACCAAGCCGGUGUGCUUCUGCAGGCUGGCAUUUUGCCCACGCAUGUCGACCGCGAGGAUGGCAGCAGGCUCAGGCUGCCCGUAGCCGGGGCCGAGGCCGCGCGACUUCUCGCCGACGAACGCGACGGCGUCAGCAAUGAAAUGAUGUCAGGGGCCGCCGAAGAGCAACAACGACGAUAA
This is a messenger RNA of Akanthomyces muscarius, 1254 nucleotides long. RefSeq lists its product as uncharacterized. Gene Ontology annotation, biological process: polyketide metabolic process. Bases 1 to 1254 code for a protein of 417 amino acids. NCBI's taxonomy places the organism in Eukaryota, Fungi, Ascomycota, Sordariomycetes, Hypocreales, Cordycipitaceae. The record is from RefSeq and is a predicted model, not a curated record. The transcript is spliced from 5 exons.